Messenger RNA from Erythranthe guttata (spotted monkey flower), 3416 nucleotides. RefSeq lists its product as uncharacterized. Lineage: Eukaryota; Viridiplantae; Streptophyta; Magnoliopsida; Lamiales; Phrymaceae. The record is from RefSeq and is a predicted model, not a curated record. Gene Ontology annotation, molecular function: protein binding.
ACAAUUUAUGCAUGCAAUUAAGUAACCGCUUCCGCCGUUCUUCUCCAGAUUUGCAGAUUUAAAAAAUGGGACGCAAGAAGCGGAACGUCGUUAAUCGCUCCAAACCCUCCAAAUCACCGUCACCGGCGGCGGAUCCCCCGUCUUCCAACCCCGACAAUUCCCCAGACAAUUCACCGGCGGCGGAUCCUCCGUCUUCCAACCCCGACAAUGCCCUAGGUAAUUCACCGGCGGCGGAUACCCUGUCUUCCAACCCCGACAAUGCCCUAGGUAAUUCACCGGCGGCGGAUGCCGCUGCGAAAUCGGAGGUCACGGAUUUGGAACGCUAUAGCAGCGCAAAACCUUCUCUGUCCCAUUCUGCGAUAAAGCUUGAAUGCCAGCGCGCCCUGACGGCGCUCCGCCGUGGGAACUACACCAGAGCCCUAAGAUUGAUGAACGAUUUUUCCUCGAAAUACGGGAAUUCCCCACACGCUUCCUUGAUUCAUCGUGUUCACGGCAUUGUCUGUGUGAAGGUGGCUUUUCUUAUGGAGGACACAAAUGCCAAACAGAGGCAUUUGAGGAAUGCAAUUGAGAGCGCGAGGAAGGCUGCUAUGCUGUGCCCUAAUUCCGUGGAGUUUGGACUAUUCUACGCUAGUUUGAUGUACGAGGCGGUGGAUGAGGCCAAGGAGUAUGAGGAGGUGGUGCAAGAGUGUAAGAGGGCUUUGGCAAUAGAAAACCCCGUGGACCCUGCCGAGGAGGGUUUGCAAGAGGAGAGCCAGAACAAAAUUUCUACCGCCGAGGAACGAGUUGCCCGUGUUCAGAAUGAGCUCCGUUCGUUAAUUCAGAAGUCUGUUUUAGCUUCGUUGAAAGCUCUCGAAAUCAGAGAGGAGAACUUUUGUCCGAUUCCUAUCACGAGAGUGCCUGAGGAUCCAAAUGAGAUUAAGAAGGUGGCUAAGACGCCUGAGGAGCGUAGGAAGGAAAUCGAGGAGAGAGUGACUGCAGCUCGAUUUGUGCAGCAGAACUCGGAGUAUGCUCAUAAUACUAAAAACGAUAGCAAAGGGUCCGAGAAUGGUCGAGGUUCGGGCUCGAGGAAAAAUACAUCUACGGAUGAGAGGAGGGAUUUGGUCCUAACGUUUUGGAACUCAAUGAAUUUGGAUGGGAAGAAAGAAUGCCUGAGAAUUAAGAUUUCGGAUCUAAAGGCACAUUUUAGUUCAUCAAAGGAUGGGUUGCCGAGUGAAAUGCUUGAUGAAGCUUUAUCUUUUGGGGAAACAAAUAAAGUAUGGAGGUUUUGGGAAUGCUGUCGCUGCAACGAGAAAUUUGCUGAUUCUGGUUCAUUGAUGCAGCAUGUUGUUCAGGAGCAUAUGAGAAGUUUGCUACCCGAAACGCAGUCAGUUCUACCCCAAAACGUGGAUAAUGAAUGGGCGGAGAUGCUUCUUAACAUUCCUUGGAAACCCUUGGACUUAAAUGCAUCAAUUACGAUGCAUCAGAAACAGUCAAAACCCAAGAAACCCGAUUUACUUGAUGAGUCAAGCGCUAGUCAAAAUGCAGAUGAAUAUGAAUGUGAUGGAGAUCAAAGUAAAAAUUGGCCUGUGUCUGAUGACGCCGAGCGUGCAAAGCUUCUAGAAAGAAUCCACUCCAUUUUUGAGUCACUUAUAAGACACAAGUAUAUGGCUUCAAGUCACGUUAGCAAGAUUAUGAACUUUGCAGUGGAGGACCCUCUGAGCAUCUGUUUUUUGGGUGCUCCGCGUCUUGAAAAAAUUCUGAUAUUUUUGCAGGAAAUUUCUCAGGCUUGCGGAUUAAAUAGAUAUUCUGACAAAAGUAAGGGGGGUGACGAUUCAAAUACCGUGAUGCACUCUGUUGACGACACUCUGGGAAAGAUAGUUUUUAGCAGUGAUGCUUCAUUUCUUGUGCUUGAUGAACAUUUUCUUCCCGACAAGAUCCCUCGUGGUGAUGGUGUUAACAAUGCUUCCAGUGCACUUACUUCAUCCGAUGGCAGCUAUGAGCAUGGUAGUGAACAAUUAGCAUUCUGGCAACAUGAGAGAGCAGAGAAAGCUCAGCAAGGCAUGGAAAUUCUCCAGUUGCUCGAGGAGGAAUCUUCCCAUCUGCGGAACUUGUGCGAGAGAAAACGUGAGCAAUUGAGUUAUGAGGCGGCAUUGCAGGCUUUGGGGGAUCGGUGUUUGGAAGAGGGGAAAAAGAGAGUGCACGUGGCAGAUUUUGUCUUUCAAAGUUACGACUCUGUCCUUAACAAGAGGCGCGAAGAGCUCAUUGAAAAUGAGAAUGGUUUAACAGUUAUGAGCAAUAUAGUUGAGUUAGAUGCUAUAUCAAAUGUGCUGGCGGAUGCAGAUUCCGUAAACAUCAACCGAUGUGUUACAUCUCUUCUGUGUGCCCUGGAAUCUGGUGGAGGUGAUGAGCGGAGAACAAAGGACUAUAUGCAACAGAUGGACUCUUACAUAGAAGCUGCAAUACAGAAACAGAAAGAAGCCGUUUCUGUUGAGAUCAGCAGAAUAGACGCAAGACUCAUGCGAAUAAUAGCUGAAAAGCAGAAAUUGGAAGUUGAGCUUGGUCGUGCAUCUUCACAUGAUUUUCGGUCAAUUUUAAUCCCUCUGGUGAAAUCAUUUAUGGGGGCACGCUUGGAAGAUCUGGCCGAGAAAGAUGCUGUAGAGAAAUCUGAUGCCGCCAGGGAGGCAAUUCUAGCCGAACUUGCUCUUGAUUCCAAAAAGGUCAGUGCAGGAGUUGAUAGCUCAAGACACUCGCACGACAGGACAAAGGACAAGAAGAAAAGCAAGGACAACAGGAAAAACAAGGAUUCAAAGGUUAUUAAUAGUGAUGAGUUGCAAGAUCAGACUGCUGAAGAGAUAGUGCUUCCAAGUGCUCAUGGGGAGGGCGGUCCAGGUUCCGUGAUUGCUGUUCCUGCACCUGAUGAUGAUGCCUUACAACUAAAUGACGAGGAGUACAAACGCAGAAUUGAAAUUGAAGCCGAAGAAAGAAAGCUAGAAGAAAUGUUGGAAUAUCAAAGGCGUAUAGAGAAUGAGGCCAAACAGAAACGCCUAGCUGAGAAACAGCAAGAACUUUCCAGAAUAGUUAGUGACAGCACAGAAACUGUUGCAAUGGCGGAUGAUGAAAAAUAUGCCAGUGAGCAUAGUAAGGAAUCUUUGGUGCAUAAGGAUGGUUUUGCUGACACCGUGGAUGGCAUCGAACAGGUUACUAAUAGUGACGAGUUGCAAGAUCCGACUGCUGAAUAGAUAUUGCUUCCAAGUGCUCAUGAGGAUGGACGGUUCAGGUUCCGGGAUUGCUGUUCCUUGCCUAAUAAAAGAGUUGCUGCAGAGGGCAGAAUUGUAAUUUCGUAAAAAAAAGAGUUGCCGGCAGGCUUUACGGGCCUGGCCCGAAUUUUGUUCAUCACUAGUCAAAACUUUCCUUAAUAAAAUCUCUUUUUGGUUUCA